ACCCCACAAAAGUCGAAAUGAAGCCUGCAUUAGUAUUAUUCAUCUCUGUUGUCUCUAUGCUGAGUUAUGGCGUUUGGACAGCAAGUGUCAAGGAUCUGGAACCGAGGAGUCCCUCCAUGGUCGCAGAACGUGUCAGAUCAGCAGCCAACGUAAUCGCGGAUGCAGUGGUACAACUCCUGCGGCAGCACGUGGUGGAUCCGCUGGUUCUGCCUGAUGCCAGAAAGAAUUUCACUUUGGAGAUCUGGGUAGUGAAGUUUGAUGGUGUUCUGUAUCUCACGAAUGGCUGGCUGCGAGAUCUGAAGACGAUGGUGCGAUCUGGUGAAGCAGAUGUGCAGUUCGACGGCGACUUGGUGCACAUCACGACAAACCUUGACUUCAACACGCUCCAUCUCAAUUACGAUUACCGCGUAACCGUUAUGGGAUUAGAGCCUUCUGGAAAACUUCUGGGCGCCGCGGAAGACCUUAGACUGGCGCUGCAUCUCACUGCCGACUUAAGUACCUUCAAGACGACGCUUUCAAGCCUCAAUGUUCUCAACGCAGCAAAUACGGAAGUCGAAGUCCAAGGAGGCGGUGCACAAGAUGAAAUUGUGAACGCAAUCAUCCGUCUUGUAAAGCCUUACUUCGAACAAGAUAUUCUCAACAUCCUAGAAGACAAGAUUACAUCGACGCUAGAAGAAGCUCUGAUUGAUUUCGAUAUUGGCGAGAUCCUUGGUCUGUAACGCUGUAUAAAAACAUAUCUAAAUCCAAAAGAAAUCGACUAGUAUGUCCCGAGACCCCCAUCAUGAUCAUCGUGAAUAGAGUAUAACUUAUUGGACAGUAAUUUGUUUAACUUUCAGACAGGCAGAAAUAUAUAUGCCUACGGUACACGUGUAUUUUACUCGAAUAUUCUUAUUAAGACCUCUACUAAACUGAAUAUCAUUGUAAAAAAAAUUAUAUGAAACGAGGAGAUAAGUAUUCUGUUUAGACUUACACAUUGUAGUUUAAUUAUAAUAACUCAUGCAUUUGUUUAU
Molecule: messenger RNA, 1010 nt
Organism: Zootermopsis nevadensis
Lineage: Eukaryota; Metazoa; Arthropoda; Insecta; Blattodea; Termopsidae
Product: mite allergen Der p 7
Source: RefSeq, a predicted model, not a curated record